AUGUAUAUUUAUAGGUUUGUCAUUAAAAGUAGCAUAGCAGGUGGUGUUAUUUAUUACACAAUAGAAGAAGGUCUGUGGUCUAGUCCAGAGGAGUCUGGAAAAUUAUACAACAAACUUUACAGCAGUAUUAGUCCAUUAAUCCAGCAAAACUUGCCUCGAGAAAUGGUUCAAGAAAUACAUACCAUACCGAGUCCUGGAGUUUUAAAAACAUGUGCAGCAAGCUAUUGGAAUCAAGGAGUUAUUGCAACUGUCGAUUUCGUAUCUAAAUUGCCAACCCACGUAUCCAAUGGCAUCGAAUGGGCCCAAAAAGAAAUAACGAAAAGUAGUUUAGCAACCAACGAUACGUCAAAAAUUACUGAAGUUAAAUAAACCUAAAUAAUUUUAAUUUAUUCUUAGGAGGAUCUUUUGCGAGAGAAUGAAAAUAGAGGAAUUUAAUUUAUUUUUGCGACCAAGAU
Molecule: messenger RNA, 455 nt
Organism: Copidosoma floridanum
Lineage: Eukaryota; Metazoa; Arthropoda; Insecta; Hymenoptera; Encyrtidae
Source: RefSeq, a predicted model, not a curated record